GAGUCGGAGAGGAUGGCCGGGGCCGGCGGCCAGCACCACCCCCCGGGCGCCGCUGGAGGAGCGGCCGCCGGGGCCGGCGCCGUGGUCACUCCAGCCGCACCCUCCGCGGGGCCGGGAGAGGACUCGUCCGACAGCGAAGCGGAGCAAGAGGGACCCCAGAAACUGAUCCGCAAAGUGUCGACCUCGGGGCAGAUCCGGACCAAGACCAGUAUUAAAGAGGGACAACUGUUGAAGCAAACCAGUUCUUUCCAAAGGUGGAAAAAGCGAUACUUCAAACUUCGAGGCCGUACACUGUACUAUGCAAAGGACUCAAAGUCUCUGAUAUUUGAUGAAGUUGACCUCUCAGAUGCCAGUGUAGCUGAAGCAAGCACAAAAAAUGCUAACAACAGCUUCACGAUAAUCACUCCCUUCAGAAGGCUAAUGCUGUGUGCUGAGAACAGAAAAGAGAUGGAGGACUGGAUCAGCUCACUGAAGUCUGUACAGACCAGAGAACCUUACGAGGUGGCCCAGUUUAAUGUGGAACAUUUCUCAGGGAUGCAUAACUGGUACGCCUGCUCCCAUGCCCGGCCCACCUUCUGCAACGUGUGCAGAGAGAGUCUCUCUGGAGUCACCUCCCAUGGUCUGUCCUGUGAAGUAUGUAAAUUCAAGGCUCACAAAAGAUGUGCAGUGAGGGCAACGAAUAACUGCAAAUGGACCACCCUGGCCUCCAUUGGGAAGGACAUCAUAGAAGACGAAGAUGGGGUCGCUAUGCCUCACCAGUGGCUCGAGGGCAACUUGCCUGUGAGCGCCAAAUGUGCUGUCUGCGACAAAACGUGCGGCAGUGUUCUCCGUCUACAAGAUUGGAAAUGCCUUUGGUGUAAAACGAUGGUACACACUGCCUGCAAAGAUUUAUACCAUCCUAUAUGUCCACUUGGCCAAUGUAAAGUAUCUAUCAUACCUCCAAUUGCACUAAAUAGCACCGAUUCCGAUGGUUUCUGUAGAGCCACGUUUUCAUUCUGUGUUAGUCCUCUAUUGGUUUUUGUCAAUUCUAAGAGCGGAGAUAAUCAGGGAGUAAAGUUCCUGCGUCGUUUUAAACAGUUGCUAAAUCCGGCUCAGGUGUUUGAUUUGAUGAAUGGAGGCCCUCAUUUAGGCUUAAGAUUAUUUCAGAAGUUUGACAAUUUCCGGAUUCUUGUGUGUGGAGGAGAUGGAAGUGUAGGUUGGGUUUUGUCAGAAAUCGAUAAGCUCAACUUGAACAAACAGUGUCAGCUAGGAGUACUGCCUUUGGGUACAGGAAAUGACCUUGCUCGAGUUCUUGGCUGGGGAGGCUCAUAUGAUGACGACACCCAACUUCCUCAGAUACUCGAGAAGCUGGAACGGGCCAGCACUAAAAUGCUGGACAGGUGGAGUAUAAUGACGUACGAACUCAAAUUGCCACCAAAGGCUUCUCUACUUCCGGGACCUCCAGAAGCAUCUGAAGAACUUUAUAUGGCAAUUUAUGAAGACUCAGUUGCAACUCAUCUUACAAAAAUCCUCAAUUCUGAUGAACAUGCAGUGGUCAUAUCAUCUGCCAAGACGCUCUGUGAAACUGUAAAGGACUUUGUGGCCAAAGUCGAGAAGGCUUAUGACAAAACUUUGGAAAAUGCUGUUGUCGCAGACGCCGUGGCCAGUAAAUGUUCAGUCCUAAACGAGAAGCUUGAGCAACUGCUCCAGGCUCUACACACAGAUGCCCAGGCUGCUUCCGUCCUCCCGGGCCUCGGCCCUCUCAUUGUGGAGCAAUAUGCUGUGGAGUCUUCAAGUGAAGAGUCCUUGGGUGAAAGCAAGGAACACCUCACAGAUGAUGUUACAAAACCUGCCUGCCAGAAAGCCGUCAGACCAAGGGAAAUAAUGCUUCGGGCAAACAGUUUAAAGAAGGCGGUGAGGCAAGUCAUCGAAGAAGCUGGAAAAGCAACGGAUGAUCAGACAGUUCACCCCUGUGAGCCAGCUACUCACUCGUCCGAUUAUGAUAGCACUGAAACCGAUGAAUCUAAAGACGAUGAUAUAAAAGACUCAUCAACUGUUAAAACUGCUCCUAGGUCUCCAGAUUCCCGGGCAAGUCAUGGCCAUUCCCAGGCUGAUUCUGUCCCUGGUCCAGCUAUAGCAGCCAGCAAAGAAAAUCUCCCUGUGCUCAAUACCAGAAUAAUCUGCCCAGGUUUAAGAGCAGGACUAGCUGCCUCAAUUGCUGGGAGUUCUAUUAUCAAUAAAAUGUUACUAGCAAACAUUGAUCCUUUUGGUGCAACACCAUUUAUUGAUCCAGAGCCAGAUUCAGUAGAUGGAUAUUCAGAAAAAUGUGUCAUGAACAAUUACUUUGGGAUUGGAUUAGAUGCAAAAAUUUCAUUAGAAUUUAAUAAUAAGAGAGAGGAGCACCCUGAAAAAUGCAGAAGCCGAACCAAAAACUUGAUGUGGUAUGGCGUCCUCGGAACCCGGGAGUUAUUACAGAGGUCAUACAAGAAUUUAGAACAAAGGGUUCAACUGGAGUGUGAUGGGCAGUAUAUUCCCCUCCCCAGUCUGCAAGGCAUCGCAGUGUUGAACAUCCCCAGCUAUGCGGGAGGCACUAACUUCUGGGGUGGAACUAAAGAGGAUGAUAUAUUUGCUGCACCAUCAUUUGAUGACAAGAUCCUGGAAGUCGUUGCAAUAUUUGAUAGCAUGCAAAUGGCAGUUUCAAGGGUCAUUAAAUUGCAGCAUCAUCGAAUAGCCCAGUGCCGUACAGUAAAGAUCACUAUAUUUGGCGAUGAGGGAGUCCCAGUGCAGGUGGAUGGUGAAGCAUGGGUUCAGCCUCCAGGGAUUAUCAAGAUUGUGCACAAAAACAGAGCUCAGAUGCUAACAAGGGACAGAGCCUUUGAAAACACUCUGAAGUCUUGGGAAGAUAAACAGAAGUGUGACUCUGGUAAACCAGUUCUCCGAACCCAUUUGUACAUCCAUCCCAACGACUUGGCCACAGAAGAGGUGUCCCAGAUGCAGCUGUGCUCCCAGGCUGCAGAGGAGCUCAUUACCAGGAUUUGUGAUGGCAGCCACAAUUCACGUCUUUUGGAGCAAUGA
This is a messenger RNA of Microcebus murinus (gray mouse lemur), 3054 nucleotides long. The record is from RefSeq and is a predicted model, not a curated record. Lineage: Eukaryota; Metazoa; Chordata; Mammalia; Primates; Cheirogaleidae.